CGACGACUCCGACACUCCGACGCCGACGCUCCGUUUCUUUUCGAACUUUUCCCCCCGGAACGGGGGGUUCUGGCGGCGUCACGCGCGUACGCACUGGCACGCACACCGGGCGAUGCAGCUCGCGACGACGACGAGGAGACGCAGCAGACCGAGACAGCGACGAAAAGAUUCCCGAGAUGUGCGCGCGGCAGUUCCGAACGUAAUGCCUGGUAGACUAUUUUUCGAGCUGCGGCAUGCGUAAAGUAAACUGACAGCAUCGUGGUUGCUGAAGAGACGAGAGCGUCGGAGAAAUAAGCUGAAUCCGAUUGGGAUAUUUAUUCUAUUCCAUUUAUUGUAUUCUAGAUUAUUUUAGAUUUUAUAUAAUUUGACUCCGAAAAUGAUGCGACGCACGAAGGACAGAUUGCAUGCCAGUUGUGUUAGUGUGUUGAGCUCAACGCCGAGAAAGAAUCUUGCCUUCGGACAGUGAGGGGAAAUGCGAGAUUAUAGAUGUCAGAGACAGGGGAGGAACGUGCUGUUAGACUGUAUACGGCUGCGGAGAUAAUGAAAAACGCCAGAGCCAAGGAAAGCGAGGAACAGGCGGCGAUGAGGAGGAUGCAGGAGGCUCAGCGGAUGGCCAGGCAUCGCGCCAAGAAGAAGCGCUGCCUGGACGAGAAUCUCGCGAGGGAGAUCUCCAAGAUCGCCGAGCUGUCCAAGAUGCCCGUUCCGGAUUCCAAUACGAUAGCCCAGAUGUCGGAGAUGAAUAUGAACAAGAUAUCCGCGGAAUUGAAGCAAAUGAUGGAGAGGGGAAAAGUACCUGAGCAUAUAGUUCAAAUGGCUCAACUGGCGGAAUUUAGUAAAAUGAAUUCUGAGUUGAACAAGAUGUCGCAGGACAUGAAGAGAUACGAGAUGGAGAAGAUGGCGGAAUACGCCAAGACGACCGAAUACAUGAAGAUGCAGGAGAUCGCCAAGAUGAACGAGAUGGUCAAGUUUUCCGAGAUGGCCAAGUAUAACGAUAAGAUCAACGAGAUGGCGAAGAUGAACGAGAUGAUAAAGAUAUCGCAGAUGGCCAAGAUCAACGAGGCGCAGAGGAUGAACGAGAUAGCGAAGCUGAACGAGAUGGUGAAGAUGACGGAGAUGGCAAAGUACAAUAACGAUAUCACGAAGCUGACCGAGUUCGCGCAGAUCAACGAGAUGGCGAAGGAGAUCGCGAAGAUGAACGAGAAGACCAAGAUGAACGAGAUGAUGAAGAUGGCGAACAUGCAGAACGACAUCGUCAAGAUGGACAGACCGGAGUACCCGGUCAAAAUGACGAACGAGAUGGUGAAGCUGAACGAGCUGGCCAAGAUGAACGAGAUUACGAUCACGAAGCUGAACGACCCGCCCAAGAUGCCAGAUAUCCCGCCGCUACCACCGCCGCCGCGCAUCCCCGAACCCGUCAUCACCGUGCCAAAUCCGAGGAAUCUGCAGAACGUGCAGACCGUGCAGGUGGCACAGGCCAGCCCGUCCAGCAUGAUCAACUACCAGAGCGUGCCCGGCCAGAACAACUACGGCAAGCUGCUGAUGAUCAUCGAGGAGCUCGGUAGGGACAUCCGUCUGUCGUACGCGGGUAGCCGCAGCGCCGCCGAGAGGCUGAAGAACGGCAUUCAGCAGGCCAGGGUCGCCGUGCGGGACUGCCUGCACGAGACGCAGCACAACGCGCAACAAUGAUCUGCCGACGCGAGCUAGGCUAGCGAUUAGACAAACUUAUAGCCUUCUGUCAUUUCGCGAGAUGUUGCUUUGUACGAAUCGCUUCAAUUCGGACUGUGGUAUUGACACAUACCGGCAUACGUGGAUCGAGCGUUUCGUUAUUGGAACAAAGCCUUGACCGCUAUCUUUUUCACUCCACAUGCGGUUUCCUUUACCUCGGUCAUCUUCUGCUCGGUCCCUGUGUCGUUCGAACAGCGGAAGAACACGUUUCCUACUUUUAAGUUGCAAUUUAGAACUAUAUAGAAAUGGGAGGGAAGGUACCACUUUGUAUACACACUACUACCUAGAGAAUAUUAGAGAGUCUUAGUUUAUAUUUUAUAAAAAGGAGAACAGGAAAAAGAGGACGGUAAUACUACGGUUUUUGUUAAGACUCGCAUACGCUCCAAACUUUUAGUAUACGUCUCGAGCGAGUGAGGGAAAAGAUAUAAAAAAAGAAGAUUACGCCAGGUAAAAGCUUUUCGAAUAUGUACCUAAUGGAAAGUAUAAUCCCGUAAAUAUAUUCCGUAAUAUAUCGUUAAAUAAAUAAAAAUUUUGUAUACAACGCGGA
Molecule: messenger RNA, 2272 nt
Organism: Temnothorax curvispinosus
Lineage: Eukaryota; Metazoa; Arthropoda; Insecta; Hymenoptera; Formicidae
Gene: CDK2AP1
Product: protein PELPK1
Exons: 2
Coding region: 487-1686 (399 amino acids)
Cellular component (GO): cytoplasm; nucleus
Source: RefSeq, a predicted model, not a curated record